Molecule: messenger RNA, 1563 nt
Organism: Ictidomys tridecemlineatus (thirteen-lined ground squirrel)
Lineage: Eukaryota; Metazoa; Chordata; Mammalia; Rodentia; Sciuridae
Gene: C8H6orf15
Product: chromosome 8 C6orf15 homolog
Biological process (GO): extracellular matrix organization
Cellular component (GO): extracellular matrix
Source: RefSeq, a predicted model, not a curated record
GGGGGGCCACUCCAUGCCCCAGAAUCCCCUGUAGGUGGGGUUCAAGAUGGAGAUAUGGGCAUGCAUGAAGGAGAGUGCUGGGUGAGAAUGAUCUGGAUCACAAAGAGAGAGAAGAACCAAGUGUUUCUAUUACUGAUGGAGGCAAUGAGGAUGUUGGGAUCCCCAAGGGUGAAGGUCCUAGUGGGCCUGAUGUAGGGACUAGGGAAAGGCAGAUCUGGCAACCAAAAAUGAGCUGUGGGCCAGAACACCUGGAUCAAGAAGAGGCAGGGAGUUUUAGGAAAGGAGCCAGGCAUAGAAACACCCAGCUUUCUCUGGGACAUUCAAGUGACACCUGUUGCCACAGACUGAAUCAAGAAUGAGGGUGGACCGUGAGAUCUAUUGUCUCUAAAACCACUGGCCCAGCCUGUUUCUUCUGUCCCCCACCCCACUAACAGGAUAAAGGUGCUGUCUUGGACUGAAGGAGAUGCUGGAGACAAGCAGGAUGCUGGCCCGUGUGGCAGGGAGUCGGGCUCCUCUGGGCCUGCUCCUGGUCUGUCUGCAUCUCCCAGGCUUCUUUGCCCGGAGCAUCGGUGCCAUGGAGGAGAAAGUUUCUCCCCACUUGGGGACAAACUUGCCUCUGCUGGGACAACCUUCCUUCACUGGUCCCACCAACUAUGGACAUCCUCAGCCGAAACCAAACUCUGGGUCUAAUGACUUAGAGGGAGUUCCUCUCAAGCCCAAUGUUCCUCCACCAGAUGGCUCCCAACCUGCAGGGGGAUCUGGGGUGCGGAGGUGGCCUCCAUCCUGGGGGCCUCCUCUGGGGUUCUGGCCCUCUGAGGAUCCUUGGCAGAUGGAUGCUGCAAACGAGGACCAGCUGGGAGAGAUGCCACCUGAAGGACUGCCUUACCUUUCCAGUGCUGGUGCUGUCCCACUGGGUGGCCGUCCUUUGUCUGUGGCAUCCUCUGCUCACCCGGAAGAGCCCUCAUCUGAGACUUCACUUCUCCAGAAGAACUCAGAGUCAGGACAGCUGCCACGUUCUAAUUUGCUGGGAGCCCAGAGACAAGCUCUUUCCCAGCACCCUUUCUGGUCUCUCAUCCAUAGGCUUCUGCCUGGCAUCCCCUGGGGGACCCUGAGUCCUGGUGUGUCCUGGGGAGGUGGAGGUCCUGGGACUGGCUGGGGAACAAGGCCCAUAGCACGCCCUCCUGGAACCUGGGGUAUCCAUAAUCAAUUCCCAGGUAGCAUCUGGGGGAAUAUUAAUCGGUAUCCUGGAAGCAUCUGGGGGAAUAUUAAUCGGUAUCCAGGUACCAGCUGGGGGAAUAUUCAUUUGCGCCCAGGUAUCAAUAAUCGGUUUCCUCCUGGCCUCUCUUGGAACACCCCAGCUGGUUUCCCUAAUCCUCAGAACCCUGAUGAGCAGUGGGAGUAGAGAUGGUGAGAGGAACCCCGAGUCAGAGGAGGGAGUGGAGCUCCAGCCCCUCAUGAUACAAGUUGAAUCAGGUUCCAUCAGCACUUUCCAACAUUAUCCCCAUUUUUACCUCCUCCCUUACUGCUCCACGAUAAUCUCCAAUAAAAUAAGCAACUCUUGAA